Molecule: messenger RNA, 2110 nt
Organism: Manduca sexta (tobacco hornworm)
Lineage: Eukaryota; Metazoa; Arthropoda; Insecta; Lepidoptera; Sphingidae
Product: lachesin
Exons: 8
Coding region: 146-1570 (474 amino acids)
Cellular component (GO): neuron projection
Source: RefSeq, a predicted model, not a curated record
AUAGAAAACGGUGUUGAUAAUAAUUUUGCAACAUAAGAUAGAAAUAUAUUUUUAUCAAUAUAAAAUGAAACGCAACUAAACACACCAUAACUAUCAUAAACAAAAAAGGUCACAGCGAUGUAAACGAAGAAAGUUUGUGAGUCAAAUGUCCAGUGACGUCAUGUCGGAAUCAGCGCGACGCUCCCGAUCCGUUGCCAUGGAAACCGGCGGUCUACCACUCGUGUCUACGUUUGCACUCCUCACUAUCGUGGCAGGUCAAUUGCAAGGAUCCGGCUAUAGUGAACAAGAGCCGGAAUUUUUGUCUCCUCUCGAAAACUUGACGGUGGCGCAAGGGAGGGACGUGCACUUCACGUGUACUGUCAACCAUCUCGGCACCUAUAAGGUGGCCUGGAUAAAGUCAGACACGAAAACAAUCCUGGCGAUUCAUACGCGCAUGGUGACUCUUAACCCUCGGCUGCUGGUGACUCACAAUGGUCACAACACGUGGAUGCUGUUCAUCUAUAACGUGGAACCCAAGGACUCUGGCACGUACAUGUGUCAGAUCAACACCGAUCCUAUGAUGAGUCAGAUGGGCCAUCUAUCAGUGGUGAUACCGCCGGACAUAGCCGACGAGGAUGGGUCAGAGGCAAGCACUCCUGAGGGAGGAUCCGUGGAGAUUCGCUGCACGGCUACAGGUGUACCACCACCUUCUAUAUCCUGGAAGAGGACCAUGGGCCGAAACAUCGUGUUCAGGGAUGAUAAUGGAAAGGAGAUUACAGUGAUGGAAAGCUAUGCGGGCUCCACGUUGUCGCUGAAGGGGCUUCAGCGUACCGACAUGGGCACGUACUUGUGCAUAGCAGCUAACGGAGUGCCGCCCACCAAGAGCCGCCGGUAUGAGGUCGCUGUGCAUUUUGAACCGAUAAUUCGAGUUGCAAGCCCUGUGGUGCUGCGAGCUACUGACAUGCAAGUAACUCUGCAAUGCUAUGUGGAGGCCUCGCCAAAGUCUUUGAACACGUGGCAGCGGGGAAAGUCUCAUGCCGGUGGGAAAUUGUUGAACAGCUCCAAGUACAUCAUAUCAGAGGAGGUACUGAGCGAGUACGCGAUGCGUAUGAAUCUGACCAUAACGCGACUGAAGAAGAAUGACUUCGGAGAAUACGUGUGUUCUGCGGUCAAUGGCUACGGGAAGGUCGAAGGGAGCAUACUUCUUAAAGAGACGCCGCAGAAGACCACCACAACUACGACCCCAACAACCACCACCACGACGACCACCACUCCGCCGCCAACAACCACGAGCGUCACCACGCGGCCGCCCAAACGGCACUACAAGAAGCAACACGAGCGAGGCAAUCAGAACACACUCGACGCCGACCUGCGGCAAGCGGAGCUCAACAAUGCGCUCAAUUUUUAUAACGUAAACGCUUACGGUCAAACCAAUAACACGCAUAACGAAUACGCUCAGCGGACCGAGUGGCAAAAACUACGGCCCACCGGUCCUUCCCGCCAAUUCAUAUACAACAAAGGGGCGAAAUUCAACGCUCUCGCUGCAAUCACGUUUGUAUUUACAAAACUCACGUUCGACAUCUUUGUAUAGAUAUAUAUUUCGACUUAUUUUUAAUAUAGUGAUAAAAACAUGGCUGUUAAUUAUUUUAUAAGAUAUUGUGGAGGUUGUUGUAUGUUAGCGGGUCUCGAUGUUGACAUUGUUCUAAUGGCGUUUGAAUGGAUAAGCCUUACGAUGUAAAUCAAGACAAUAAGUAUGAUAGGACGACUCAACGUUAGAGUAAGUUGUGAGAUUGUCCUAUGAAUAAUAUUUUAUUUAUUUGUAAAUUAUUUCGGAAAUAUCAUUAAUAUCAUAUCAAUCAUUAUCAAAUUAUUCGGCUAGAAUUUGUAUAAAUAACAAAUGUAACAAAUUAUUGUUGUCGGAAAAUUAGUAAAUUGAGCGAGCAUGUAGACUUUUGUAUGUAGUCUGAAAACGUUUGAACUAGACAAUAAAAUAUUUGCAGAUAACUUAUAUUAUUGCAAAAGCGAAUGUUAAUAAAUUUACCGAGAAUUAAUAACUAGCCAUUAGAAGUAUAAAUUUACGUGACAAUACUAAUGUAAGGACAAUAGAGUAGUAAUAAGAUAGCGACCAACA